GAGCAACCCAGAGCGAUGUCCCUGGCUGGGGUGAGCUGCCUGGUGACAGGGGCAGGAGGGUUUCUUGGCCAGAGGAUUGUGUGCUUGCUGCUGGAAGAAGAGGAGGCUCCGGCCGAGAUCCGGCUGCUGGACAAAGCCUUCAGCGCUGAGGCACUCAGGAGGUUUGACAAGUUCAAGGGGAAGACUGAGCUGAAGAUCCUGGAAGGGGACAUCCGAGAUGUGACAUUCCUGCACCGCGCCUGCCAGGGCGUCUCCCUGGUCAUCCACACGGCCUCCCUCAUUGACACCCUGGGCCUCAUCGAGAAGAAGCUGCUCUGGGAAGUCAAUGUCACAGGUACUCAGCUGCUGCUGGAGGCGUGCAUCCGCUGCAACGUCCAGCACUUCAUUUACACCAGUACCAUAGAAGUGACGGGCCCAAACUGCAAAGGGGACCCCAUUUUCAACGGGGACGAAGAUACAGCUUAUGAGAGCACAUCCAAAUUUCCUUAUGCCCAAAGCAAGAGACUGGCAGAGGAUGCUGUGCUGAAAGCAGACGGCCAGGUGCUGAAGGAUGGCGGCACGCUGAUGACCUGUGCCCUGAGAUCCAUGUACAUUUUUGGAGAAGGCUGCCCCUUUCUCCAAGGCCAUCUGGACAAGUGCCUGCUGAACAAGAACAUCUACCUGCGCUUCUCCAGGAAGGAGGCUCUGGUGAACCCCGUGUACGUGGGGAACAUCGCCUGGGCACACGUGCAGGCCGCCAAAGCCCUGCGGGCCCCGCAGAGAGCCAAGCACGUCAGGGGCAAGUUCUACUACAUCUCAGAUGACACUCCUCACAUGAGCUACGCCGACCUGAAUUACGAGCUGACCAAGGAGCUGGGGUUUGGGAUUGAGCCCCGGCUCCCCAUGCCCCUGACAAUGCUCUAUUACUUCUCGCUGCUGCUGGAGAUGCUGAGCUUCCUGCUGAGGCCCUUUGUCAGAUACGUGCCCUCCACCAAUCGCCACCUGGUCACGCUGCUCAACACCCCCUUCACCUUCUCCUAUAGAAAGGCACAGCAGGAUUUUGGCUACGUGCCCCGCUACUCGUGGGAAGAGGCCAAGCAGGGCACUGGUGAGUGGCUUGCCUCCGUGAUCCCCCAGAGAAGGCUGAUCUUGCAGAGCAGCACUGCCUGA
Messenger RNA from Melospiza georgiana, 1149 nucleotides. RefSeq names its product 3 beta-hydroxysteroid dehydrogenase/Delta 5-->4-isomerase-like. Gene Ontology annotation, molecular function: 3-beta-hydroxy-Delta5-steroid dehydrogenase (NAD+) activity. Bases 16 to 1149 code for a protein of 377 amino acids. Gene Ontology annotation, biological process: steroid biosynthetic process. The record is from RefSeq and is a predicted model, not a curated record. The transcript is spliced from 3 exons. NCBI's taxonomy places the organism in Eukaryota, Metazoa, Chordata, Aves, Passeriformes, Passerellidae.